AUGUCGGCAAAUAUCCGCAUUUCAGCGAUUGCCUUUUUAGUCGUCUUUCUCUUCGGCCUAUAUAAAUUUAUUAUAUAUCCCGCCGUCAUAUCACCGCUCUCCAAGAUCCCAAACGCACACUGGAGUGCGCCAUUUUCCCCCCUUUGGAUCCUUUCUGUCCGGUACAGGUGGACAGAGAAUCAUGACGUUCGCGCUGCUCAUCUAAAGCUUGGGCCUGUGGUGAGGCUGGGACCAAACGAAAUUAGCGUUGGCACCAUAGACGGAGGAGUCAAGACUAUUUUUGGCGGCGGCUUUGAGAAGGGAGAUUGGUAUGCUGUGUUUGACAAUUAUGGAGUGCAAUGCACAUUCUCAACGCUUCACGGCCGUCCUCAUUCGGCAAGCAAGCGUAUGGUGUCUCAUACAUACUCAAAAUUGGCAUUGCAGACGUCUCCGGCCGUAACCGCACAGGCUCAGAGUAUACUAUACGAGAGGUUGUUGCCCACCCUCAAAGCCUCUGCGAGUCCAUCUCAGAAGCCACAGGGCAUCGAUGUCCUGAAGCUUUGGUAUGCUCUAAGCAUGGAUACUAUCACAGCCUAUCAGUUCGGGCUACCAAAUUCCUCUGAUUUCGUUCGUGAUACUGCCUAUCGAUCCCACUGGCUGGAGUUGUAUCAGAGCCGGAAACCCUACGUAUACUAUCCGCAAGAGGUUCCUCGUUUGACUUCAUUUCUGAGCAAGGUCGGCUUUCGGCUUGUCCCGAGAUGGGUAGACGAUGCGAAUGACGAGAUCGAGGAUUGGGCAUUGGGAAUGUGCAAUGCCGCCACGGCUUCGAGCAAUAAAUGCUCGUCGUAUUCUGACAACCCCGGCGAAGAACCCGUGGUUGUCAGGGCCAUGCUCAAGGGCAUCCAGAAGGAAAGCAAUAAGGAGCAGUCGAUUCUCUCUUGCCGUAUUUUCGAUAACAAGGAGCUCAUGGUCGCUACAGAGAUGCUGGAUAAUCUUGCAGCGGGCCACGAGACGUCGGGGAUCACCCUUACCUAUGCAACAUGGCACCUGUCCCAAGAUCUCGAGCUGCAAAGGGCUCUCAGGGCAGAACUUCUUACGCUAGACCCUCCUUUGAAAUAUUCGCCAGACCAUAUCAAGGAAGGAUCCCCACUGCCAGGUCUCCCUAACUUGAAGACCCUGGACGCGUUGCCACUUCUCCAUGCCGUUCUCAGCGAGACCUUACGACUCAACGCCGCAAUUCCCGGUUCCAGCCCUCGCGUAACGCCUUAUCCCUCCUGUAACCUGGUUGGUUAUGAAGUUCCAGGCGGUGUUAGGGUCUGCUCCAGUGCCUGGACUCUGCAUCGCAGUGCGGAUGUCUAUAGCCAGCCGGAGGUAUGGGAUCAUACUCGCUGGUUGGACGGAGACGGUAGGUCGGGGGAGGAGACAAAGGAAAGAGACAAGUGGUUCUGGCCUUUCUCGAGUGGUGGUAGGAUGUGCAUUGGGAAUAAUUUUGCUAUGCUUCAAAUGAAACUUGCACUUGCAGCUACGUAUACGAACUUCACAUCCCACAUCGUUUGUGAUGAUGGGAUUGAGCAGGAAGACGGCUAUACAGCUUCGCCGAAAGGCAAUAAAUUGAUAUUGCGGUUUGAGGAUGUAGAGGAAUAA
This is a messenger RNA of Pseudogymnoascus destructans, 1623 nucleotides long. RefSeq lists its product as uncharacterized. The transcript is spliced from 3 exons. Bases 1 to 1623 code for a protein of 540 amino acids. NCBI's taxonomy places the organism in Eukaryota, Fungi, Ascomycota, Leotiomycetes, Thelebolales, Thelebolaceae. The record is from RefSeq and is a predicted model, not a curated record. Gene Ontology annotation, molecular function: monooxygenase activity; oxidoreductase activity, acting on paired donors, with incorporation or reduction of molecular oxygen; iron ion binding.